AAUGUAAAAUUUCAGUGCAACAACAUUGAAAAUUGAAAUUGCAUACCCACUGGACAUGCGCAGAAACACCAACCAAUGUAUUUAUAGUUCGUUUUCAGGAUUGAAUUACAUUUUCAGUGCAGUUUGGUUGUUCGGGGUGUAAACGUUGUGCUUUGUGUAUCUGUGUCAAUUAUUUUAACUGAAACGAACAUUUUUUAGAGGCUUAAGAUGGCGGAAACCGUAAAAAAAUCUAGAAUUGUAAGUGACGACGACAAUCUCGAAGAAUCAUUACUCGAAGAAUUUAAUAUGCGCCUAAAAAACUGCAUGAGCGAAGAUAAAAUUGCGGAACCGGAAGCGGAAGCGGAACAAAUCAUGGAGAAUUCCUUGUACGAAAACGUAGAAACUUUGAAGAUAGUCGAGAAGAGCGACGAUUUUAUACAGGCGGAAAUCGAGAGUUACUACGACGUCCCGCGGCCUUUAAACGGCAUCAAAGUAGAUGUUAAGGAUGGCGUAGAGAACCAAGUGUACGCACAACCCGAAAAGACUGAAUCGAACGACCAAAACCAAUUGGUGAGGCCGGAAAUCGCCCUCGAAGAUUACGAGGAGAUCGAGCACAAUUACGAGACCAUCGACGAAGAUCUGCCCACCUUAAACCUCCCUAGCACCUCCGUGGAAAGCGACACUACAGAUCACGACGGAAAAUCUUCGGUUAAGGACAGAAUGUUCCUAAGCACCGACGAUGCGUCCUGUUUGCUGUUUACACAAACCGUCACAAGCCCCAUGCUAACACCCAGCGAGGAGAACAUCGAUUUCCUCAAGGGGUUCAGGAGGGAAAGCACAAAUACCAACUCUCCCGAUACCUCUCCCAAAAACGAUGCUGAACCCGAGGUAAUCUACGAAAACCUCCCCAACGGAGAAGCCAUCUACGAGAAUAUAAAACCCGAAAGUAUCUACCAAAACGUAGAAGAGUUAAAGCAAGACUCCCCCAACAAAAACCGCGACUCCCUAAAAGAGUUCGAAAAGAUCGAGCGCGAUCUCGAGUUGGUUCUCUCCGAGACCAACGACGUGGAAGAAGUAAUAGAGGUGACAGAACCUCUGGAAGACAUCAAGGAAGAAUCAGAAACCAUCCAAAAAGAAAUCCAGACUCUCGAAGAAACAGUCGCCAGUGUAAACACCACCACCACCACAAAAUCCGAAGUGAAGGAAAAGUACUCUGAAUUCAUCCACCACAAUCGCAUCGAAACCAGCCAGAACUACCUGGAGAAGUACAGCGAAGUUAUAACGAAGAACACGCGCAACAUUGAAAACAAGGAGAAAGAUACCGAAUCCGUGCCGGAUAAAAUCGUCGCCAACUUAAAAUCGCAGUUCUCCAAGACCGGAAACGCGGAAACGAUCGCCAAAAAGGAGUUCGCCGACGUCAACAAGCUAAAGAAGAUCGAUAUUAUGAAGCAGAUCAAUAAGUUCGAAAAGCACGAUAACGGAGAUAGCACUGUAACUGAGUCGUACUCAGAAUCGACGACAAUUGAGGAGGUCGGGCAAAUAGGGGAGAAAGGACUAAAAAAGAAAAAGUCAAAAAAAUCUAGAAAAGAGGAAAAGGAAAAUAUUUCCGUUAAAUCCAGCUUUAACAAAUUCGACGCUCUUCAGAAGAAAAACGUUCUUCACGUCAGAUCGUCCGAUGCCGCAGGCGCUCAAGACAAAUUCAAUGGCACUCAAAUUGACACGACCAAUUGCAAGGCCUGUUACAAAACCGUGUUUCAAAUGGAGCAAAUCAAGGCUGAGAAAGCGAUCUGGCACAAAAAUUGUUUCAGGUGCACGGAAUGCAACAAACAAUUAAAUUUUGACACGUAUCAAAGCAACGAAGGGAAUCUCUACUGUAAACCUCACUUUAAGUCUUUGUUCGCCCCGAAGGUCGUAGAAGAAGAUCAAAAUGCCCCCAGCGAUAAACCCGACCUCGGUUUGGAAGAGUUGCAAAGUUUGAAUGUUAAAGAGAGGUUCCAAGUUUUCGAGCAACAUCAACAUGAAACUUACGAAAGCGACAGCAGGGAACCUGUUAACGUUAAACGGUCCCCAUCUAUUUUAUCGAAGUUGGCAAGGUUUCAAGCCAAAGGAAUGGACGUAGGGGUAGCUGACGACUCUCUUAACGGUAUCCCGAUUGAGGAGAGCUCCUCAGACGAGGAGGUUGAGGAAGAAGUAGACGGUGAAGACGCCGACCUUGUUAGGGCGAAAAAAGUUCAAAAAGAGAAACCGUUCCACUUUACCGGGAUGUCGGAUGUCAAAAAUCGCUGGGAGAAGGGGGAACAGAACGGGAAGGAUGAGAGACGAGAGGAGCGCAAACAGGAGAUACAGAGCAUCAGAAACAGGUUGUUUAUGGGUAAGCAAGGAAAAAUGAAGGAGAUGUACCAACAGGCCGUAAUCGAGUCUGAAAGCUCCACGAAAGCAAAAAGUUCCGAAAAAAUCGAUUUCGAUGCUAAAUCCAUAAAGGACAGGUUCGAGAAGGGAGAAACUCUGAAUGAGAAUCAAAAUAGAGAUCAACGCGAUGAAGAAGAAGAAGUGUACGAAAGCGAAAUCAGCAAGAAAUCGAGAUCUUUGUUCUUGGAACUGGAUGCUAACGCGUCAAAAGCACCGCAAAUUUCGCCAGUUUCCCCGCCUAGAGUGGAAAUAAAAAAAGCCAGAGAGGCUGCAACUCCUGAGAGGGAGUUGUACCGAGACCCGGACGUAGUGCGUUCUGAGGAAAUCGUGGAGGAUACAGUCGUUGCCAAGGAAUCUCAUACCGCCAGUAAAAUGCUCAACAAGUUCAGGCAGAUGGAGGAGAAUUUGUCCAGAGAACCGACACCACAAGGUCCUAAACCUCUGAAGAGGUUCACUCCUCCUCCGGAACCUGCGAGGUCUGAAGGUAACAGUGAGGACGAGUCUGGAUCGGAAGAAGAGUCUGAACAAGAGGAAGAAGUGGACAACUCCCGAAUCCCCAGCGAUCUAGUUGAAGCUCAAAAAGCCGCAAGAGCGAAGCAACUUAGGGCCAAGUUCGAGAAAUGGGAGGCCCAAGAAGUCAGAAAGGAACAAAGCAAUUCAGUGAACAUAGUAGAGGAGUACAGCGAGGAACAGUCGCAAGUUGAAUCAACAAGGUCAUUGAGAGCCAGAUUCGAAAACAUGAAGGAUUCAUCUUCUGAAGUAAGAACAACGCCAAGAGUGAAAGUCAACAGAUUUGUGUAAACCUCAAGUGAUCAUCCGGAGAUAUAAGGAUCUUUUUUUAAUAUUGUACUAAUAAAAGAAUUUUUACUGGCAUCAUUAAAGUAAUAAAUAGUUUUAGUGUUUAUAUAUAGACUUCUUUGUAAUUUACCGUGCUAUUAAACAAUUGUUUUUUGUAAAUAGACGUUGACUCCAAUGUUUAAAUUAAUAGAUAUUUAAUUGUUUUUAUUUAUGGGUUUUCUACUUUAAAGCAUUUUUAACUUUCAAAGGUAUAUACACAGAAAACCCCAACAAGUGUGUUUAUUUCUGUAAAAAAUAUUUGUUGUCUAAAAAUUACCUAUACAUAGAUAUUUAAGUGUUACAACAUAGUCAGUUUCUAGACACGAUAUGUGUUAUGUAGGUAGUUCUUUUUAUAUAAAUUUUUUCAUAUUUUAAAUAAUUGUUAUCGAUAUUUUUUUAGAUUAAAUAAAUAAUAUUAUUGUGCCAAUAUUUUUUUGAGUGAAUAAAAAUCUAUGUACGUAUUUUUUGAUUUUAUUUAACGCAAGAAAAUCAACAAAAAUAUAAAAAAUAUGGUCAAUUUGUACAUCAAAGUGUCAAAACAAACAACUACGUACUAGUACUAAUCGUAUUAGUACUAUUUAUAUUUUUUGUAGAUAUUUUUAAGAUCUACAACUUUUCUAUUUGUCAUUUUUUGUUUCGUUCAAAUUUAGAGGGUAAAAAUACGAAAAAACAAAUUUUGUCAACUAUUGCGCCCUCUAUCUUUGCAGGAACUAAAUACAUGUAGUUUUGCCUGAAAACAAACAUGUUCAAAAUUUCGAGCUCCACGUUUUUUGUCUUGAAACUUUUUUUGUGCGACCUAUAGGAAACUUCAAAAACUGGCGCCCGAGUAGGGACAUACUUAAAGUAAUAAUACUUAUAAAAUGUGCAAUACAUGAACGUUCCGUUUGUUUUUUAAUCACUUAGGAUGUUUCUAACAAUCAAGAGGUGUGUCAAAGCUGUAAAAACAAAGUAUACCCAAUGGAGAAAAUUUCCGUACACGGACAAAUAUUCCAUAAAAAAUGUUUCAAAUGUAUGGAAUGCAACUGCGUUUUACGGAUGGACUCAUAUUCCUAUAACCAAGGUCUUUUGUACUGCACUCCGCAUUUUAAAAGGUUAUUCAUUUCCAAGGGAAAUUACGAGUCCGGAUUUGGCCUGGACCAGCACAAAGAUAAAUGGAGUGCCAAUCCUAACACUGCAACUAUGGCCUAAAAUUGUGAUAAUCUCGUAGGUAUUUUAUUUUUUAUGAUGUGCAUGUCUUGCUUUUAUCAAUUAAUUUUAAAUGAAUAGUUUACGAAAAUUAAUUAAUUCUUCAAAUAUUUUAAAACGUCUUGCCCUAUUUAUUGAUUGCAAUCUUUUUAAAAUACAUAACGGGUGUAUAUAUUUUUUAAAACAUUGCGAGAGUUAUCCAAAUUUAUAUUUUUUUGUACUUAAAAAUAUAUUAUUUAUCACUAUUAUUUUACAUUUCCUCUUUUUGCAUUUAUUAUGUUAUUUUAUUGUAUUAGUUAGUUUUUUUAAUAAAUAUACCAAGUAUAUGUGAUUUUAUAUUAAAAC
Brassicogethes aeneus is the source of this 4755-nucleotide messenger RNA. NCBI's taxonomy places the organism in Eukaryota, Metazoa, Arthropoda, Insecta, Coleoptera, Nitidulidae. The record is from the annotation of a GenBank genome assembly.